Frieseomelitta varia is the source of this 5611-nucleotide messenger RNA. RefSeq lists its product as uncharacterized. The record is from RefSeq and is a predicted model, not a curated record. The transcript is spliced from 6 exons. Gene Ontology annotation, biological process: regulation of sodium ion transport. Bases 651 to 2036 code for a protein of 461 amino acids. Lineage: Eukaryota; Metazoa; Arthropoda; Insecta; Hymenoptera; Apidae. Gene Ontology annotation, molecular function: sodium channel regulator activity.
UGUUUUCAAACAGUCGUCCGGAUUGCGUUGGGUGGUUCGCGGUCGUUCGACGCGGUCGUUACAGGGCGGCAGAGUUCCCUCGCUCUCUCAUCCAGUCGAUGUCAACGCACCGACACACCGCGGAAGCAAUGACAUCGCGAAACAUGGAUGGAAAUGAAAACUCGAGCAGCUCGCGCCGUUAUUGACCGCCCGUCCGUUUCGAAAGCCACAGCGACCAGACCACACCGCGGCCGAAUCCCGCUGUUAUCGAUAUCGCGUCGAGGGUCCAGCGAGGAUCACCGUGUGUCGUGUGUGAUCGCGUACGAACGAACUUGCAAGAGGAAAAGAAAAAAGAGAAACGCGAACAGAGUGAAUCUCGGCGAGUCUGGUUGGAGAAAAUCCAAAUGGAAGGUCUUCUGUCGCAGAAACCUACUAGCCGUCUGUGAACGCCGGUGAACCGUGACGAAAGAUGCAGCGCCGAUGACAAACAGAGCUUCCCCCUAUCGAGAAACAAUUCCUGAGAGAUCAUCGCAGGCUCGAGGCAGAUCCUUUCCUUGAUGAGAAGAGACCUUGGGCUAAUCCUUCAGUUCAGAGAUAGCUGGUUGGGAGCACGAUUGUCGGCACGGAGGAAAAGAAAGAAAAGCCAAGCGGCUCGCGAUUGAUUGCUCGCGAUGGGUCGGAAGCACAAACGUCGCCUGAUACCGGAACAGGAUCGCAGGAUAUGCGGCAGUAUCUGCUUCUGUCAGUUCACCAUUGUCAUCAGCUGCGUGGCGCUGGUUUAUCUGAGCGUGGCAAUCUAUAUGCCGUCCCACAGAGCUUUUCACGCGGGGAUCGAUCCUGAUCCGGUCAUGUGCCAAACCAUUAACACGACCUUAACUAAUAAUUGUGGCUGGGCGAGUUGCGGGGAAUGGUGCUUGACGAGAACCACGGGAUUUUGUCCUCAGAUCCACGCAACCGUACGGAGAAACGGGACCGACAUCGUUUUCAAGAACUGCACGAAAUUCAGCAGCAUAUCUUGCCCGCAGGUGAACAUGGCGUCCCUAAAGAGGUACAAUUGCAACAAUGGCAGCGAGUGUAGCGUGCUUUCGGGAGUGUUCAACUGCAGCCUUGGCCACUGUGUAAACAUAAGCGAGCUGAUGUUGUGCCACCACAAGGCCGACGGCAUCGUCGUCGACAGCGAGAAGGACAACAUGAAGCUGAAUGGCUUCUUCAGCUGUCAGAGCUCGAGGUGCACGAAAAUCAAAAGCCCCUUUAGCUGCGAUCGUUAUUGCUCGAAGAUCCCUACGUCAGACGUGAACGUGUACCUGAUGCAGGACGACAACGUCAUCACCGCGAGAUGCGAACGCGGCCUAGCCCUCAACAAAGCAAAUGGAAAUCUGCCUGGCGUUAGGUUAACCCCGCCUGAACAAUUCUGGGACGAUCGGAACGGAAGUAUCGUUGCCAGCUGUUUGCACGUGAACAAAGAAGUCGACGAAGUAAGGACGGAGGAUUGCGUGAACGGCACCUUGUUACGGGAUAUACCGGUGCCUCAGCCGAGCAUCAACUUUACGAGUUUUCUGCAUAUAUACGAGAGGAGUUUAGAGUAUCCUGUGGAUCCUGCGAACGUCUACGUACCGGCACAAAGAUCCCUCACAAUAUACAAUAGUUCCCGCCUUUACAUCAACUUCGAAGGUUGCGUCAACACCCUGAAAGGGGAAUGUAAAGAUUUCCUCGCCACUCACGGCCGAGAUGGCGACAAUCAGACGGCGCAGAGUCGAUACCCCUGUUACUACAAUCAGAACAACUCGUUCUUAGUCGUGGCACGAUUCGAUUUGAACAAGACACGGACGGAAUUGCUGAUCGCCAUCAUCGUGCCGUCGGGCCUGUUCGUCAUCAGCCUGACGACGCUCGUUAUCAUAACGCGGUCGGUGCAGGUCGGCGACGACGCGAAGAUGCGUUGCCGUUACUGCGUCGACAAGCAGGAGGUCGAGGGCGAGGACGAAGGACUCGUCGAGGCUACGCCAUCCUCGUCCCAAGGUCAGAUGAACGAGAACGAGAUCAAAAGCAUGGCGCUCUAGCAGUUUAAGCCGAGCACCGUGCUCCGUUACGAGAGAGUGCCGUUGAUCGACACCGACGAAGCUGAAGACUCUUUCUGAGGUGCAGGACGAGCGCUGCUCCAGAUCUCGAUUAGAAAUUUCAUCGGCAAAGUGAACAACUGAGUCGACUCUCAACUCUCCCCGAAACAACUUUUCAGUACAAUAUCUCGCGUAUUUUUCGCGCAAAGUAAUGACCAUCGAACGUUACUGAAUUUCCUCUAGAAGUUAAGUUGUCUGGUGUGGACGCCGCUUAACGAACCUCUCGUUACUUGCGGAACGAAAGAAGAAAGUGUAGAUGUGUGUUAAUGUUUGUGUGAUAAUUGAAUGGCAGUACUAAGGGGAAAUGUUAAAAACGAACGUUGUGCUCUAAUCGUGCAAACGCUUCAGCUGCAUCGCACUGUUUACAAAUUGACCGACUGAAACGCUUUCCGCAAACGAUCAUCGACUCGAUCAGCCGCCAUGUAUGUACUUUCGCGAAAGUAUGAAACGAAGGAGUAGAGACGAUCGACAAGCAUUUCAUGUAAAUAUACGGCCGUAGGAUGAGGGGGAGGUGCACGCGUGUUUAAUUGGUUUUGCGUGGUCAAUCGCAUUUUUGAAAACUGAAAUUAAAAGUGAAGACUGAUUUCCUUUAUUCGGUGACGUACAAUCGCUUUUGCGUCCAGCGGAUUUUUCUAUCUAUUUGGACGAACAAAUUAUCCAGCGUAUGUUGAGUUCGAUUGGAAUUUAAUCGAUUGGCCAGUCCGAUUUGUUGUUUGUAACAUGCGGUCUCUCUUCGUGCACUUUCCGUAAGAGCGCACAAUAAAAUGUGUUCGAACCGAAUACUACAUCGUUUCCACUAUUAUUCGAUCGUAGAAGAUUUCAUCAGUCGUUCGAUAUAUCACGGGAAAAACCAGAAGGAAAUGCUUGGUGCAGCACAAAUCAACGGAUAAUAAAUUCUCGAUUCUUCGAGCGAAUGUUAACACAUUAAAGAUCGUAUUUUUCCUCUUUUCACGAUUAAAGAGACCAAACAUAAAUGACUCCAAGGAUCUUGCAUCAAUAAUAAAUUAAAUUGAAAAUAAUUGUCAACUGAAAGUGACAAGACAAAAAUUCUCCUAUUCUUUAAAAUCUCCGUAAAAUUAUCGGCGAUGUGUUAAAGCGAAAGCUUGCGAUUAGAAUGGAUCUUUAGAUCGUCUUCCCGGCGGAGAGAAAAGACGGAGGUACGAGAAAGAUAAAAAGUUUAAAAGUAAAAACAAGAAAGUUCAAAAGUUACCCACAUUAGGGGCCAAAGUAACUACAUAAAUAACUGUCUAAUCGAAUGUUUGUAUAAAUCGUAUACGAAUAUUUUACAUUAUCACCGUUGCCUUGAACAAUUUGUGACUGCUUUGACUAAUCGUGCUAACAAAAUUAUGUUCAACGCAUGUAUUGAUAUGUAAUUUGUAAAAGAUUGCAGGCUGGUAUAUUGGAUUAUUAGAUGUAGAAAAAAUUCUAUGCCCCUAGUUUUAUAUUCAACGUAGAAUAGCUACUUAUUCUCAUGUUUCAAAACUGGAACCUUUUCAACUCCUUUCAUACAAUAAUUCAUCUUGUCUUUGUAUCAGGAAUUUUUUAGACACAGAGAGGCAGAACUGUUAGAACGCAUAAGUAGAAUUAAAAAAUUUUGAAAUAAUUUCGCAGAACAACGUAUGCAAGUAAAUACAUAAAACUAUGAGCGAGUAAUUUUUUUUCUACGCCUAAUAUUUUCACUUGAGAAAGUACCUUUUACUUUGCCUUGAAUAGUUGAAAAAGUAAGAUUAUUAGUGAAAUAAUCUCGGAACCUAACAUAGUUAACCCGUAAUUAAAGGAAGUGGAUUUGAGUCAAACGUUCGAAUAUUGUAUCAUAAAUCCAUAAACACGCGACGAGUAUUUUCUGACUGUAUACAAUAAAUAUAUUUCGUAAAGGAGGAUGUAGAGAGAAAGUAGAACGAAAAAAAGAAAAGAAGGCACCAAUGAUAAAAUAUAGUCGACCGGUUAGUUGUAAAAAAUUCAUGUCUCUCGUCCGUGCGCGCGCGAUAAUUCAGGGCACGGACGAAAAAUACCGCGAUGCUUUCGAUGUACAUGGUAGAUUAGAGAGAAAAAAAAAAUUGAUUCUGUAAAAGUUAUUCGUUAGGUUCUCCAGUUUUCGAGCGUACACUGAAGCCGACUUAACCUCGGUUGAUCUCGAGUUUCGACUGUCAACGAACGUACACUUAUAUUUCACACUUGAUAGUGUUGUAAAGCAAAGAAUAUAAAAGCGUAGAAUAUAACGUACAUAUAUAAUAAAUAUAUAAUACCUAUGUAUAUUUCAUUUCGAACAUUACGACUGCCUAUUAUGAUGAAAAUUAUGGCGUCGUUCGUUUGCGAUGAAUGCAACUGAGACUUGAUCAGAGGGUUGAAUUUUUUUUACAGGCUAUCACAGGGUAUUUUUACAAUCGUCAGAAUAUGUAUCUGAGAUUUUACAACUUUGAAAUUGAUACAGUCUCGUUCAAUCUUCAAUCAAAUUAGCUGCGAAACGUUGAGUUUAAUUAUCAGGUCAGAAAUUUCAUUUUUCGACUUUGAAUCGUGCUAUUGGAAAAACUUUCUAAUUCAAUCGCGGAAAAAAUUCUUAAUUCAUCGACGGCAUAAUGUAAUCGUAAAUGAAUGACGCCAUUCUUUCGCUAGCAUGAAAGUUUCUGUUCAUAAAAUAAAUGUAAAUAUGAUGCGUGUAUUGAUUAUAAAAAUAACAAGAAAUGAUAGUUGUUGUGUGAAUAAAUGUGUCAUUCGACAGUUGCUGCUUCAAGCUAUUCACAGUAUAACGAGAAACAAUUUACUUGUUGUAACAUAUUAAUAUUCGAUUGAGCAGCAACUAAUUUUCGAUCAUUGCAUUAUGUUACUCUACUGAUUGAAACAUUUUAGAUUAAAUUUAAUUCAUUGACAGUAGAGAACAAAGAAAUAUCUUCUUGACAAUUUUCAAAUUAAAAUCUUAUUUAAAGAGGACUUUUAUGUUUGACAAAUAUAGAUCAUAAGCUGGUAUACAACAUGUAGACAAAAAAGAAAAAAUUGUGUUAUUGACACAAGUAAAAUAUAAACAAUUAAUAGACUCAUAUACAUUUUCAUAUUCGUCACAGUCUAUGUGCCUUCUUCCGUUUACGCUGAAGUUGAUAAACUGUAAUCAAUCGUGUCUUCGAAUAGCGUAACUCUUUCGCUACAAGUUUACAUGAAUCAAAAGCAUUCCUAUUGUGGAGGAAUGUCUCUAUUAACUUUACAGGGAACAAUCAAAUAAAACCUUUGAUCAACUAUAAAUCUAGACGAUAUUGUGAAACGAAUUAAAUUUCGAUGAAACAAGGGGCAAAAGAAUUUUUUCAGCGAAUUAAACAGCGAAAGAGUUAAAUAAACUGCGUCUAUAAUGUAUUAAUGUAAAUUGAACGGAUCUGUACUUAUACGAACAGUAUAUAUAUAUAUAUAUAUAUUAUAUUAUAUGAUAUAUUUAUGUUAUAUCCGUUUAUCGUCUGAAUAUAUUUGUAAUAACAUACAUGUAUGAAAUAAUACAACUUAUAUGUGUCGUUUAUAAUAAAAUAACUGUUUAU